This is a messenger RNA of Phymastichus coffea, 1203 nucleotides long. RefSeq names its product ATP-dependent DNA helicase pif1-like. The coding region runs from base 1 to 1203 and encodes 400 amino acids. NCBI's taxonomy places the organism in Eukaryota, Metazoa, Arthropoda, Insecta, Hymenoptera, Eulophidae. Gene Ontology annotation, molecular function: DNA helicase activity. The transcript has a single exon. The record is from RefSeq and is a predicted model, not a curated record. Gene Ontology annotation, biological process: DNA repair; telomere maintenance.
AUGGCAUUUACUGGAAUUGCAGCUACAUUACUUCCAAAUGGCAAAACUGUACAUAAAACGUUUGGAUUACCAGUACCUAUGUUUCAAGAUUCUUCUUCAAAUAUCAAAGCACAAUCUCUUGAAGCUCAAGUACUAAGAGAAACCGAAAUAUUUAUUUGGGAUGAAAUUUCAAUGGCUCCGAGAUAUGCAUUGGAAAUUCUAGAUAAAACUUUAAAAAAUUUUAUGAACAAUGAUUUGCCAUUUGGAGGAAAAACUAUAAUAGUUGGAGGAGAUUUAAAACAAUUGUUACCAAUUAAAGUUCGAGGCACUCGAAGUGAAAUAUUAAGUCUUUGCGUUAAAUAUAGCGCACUGUGGAAACACUUUAUUAAAUUUACUCUAACGACAAACAUGAGAGUUUUACCAAAUGAAAUAGAAUUUUCCAAAUUUUUAUUAAAUGUUGGUCAUGGAACAUUGAAUGAUCAAAAUGACUGUGUAAAUCUCCCUGAACAUUGCAUACUUCCUCCAACUGCUAAUAUAAUUGAAAGUAUAUUUGGUAACUUAAUUUGGGAAAAGAAAUUUCAAGAAAUGAGUAAAUGUGCCAUAUUAUCAGCCAGAAAUGUGGACGUAGACGAUAUUAAUAAACAAAUAACUAAUUUAUUCAGCAAAGAUUUUGAACGUAUAUAUACUGCUAUUGAUACCGUUGUAAAUAAUAACGGUGAAUUAGACGACCUUAUUUUACCAGAACAUUUGCAUAAUUUAAAUCCAUCAAGUUUACCACCUUACGAAUUACGCUUGCCAAAAAAUUGUACUGUAAUGCUAAUUAGGAAUAUCAGUAAUGAUGAAGGCUUGUGCAAUGGAACGAGAUUGCAAAUACUAGAUUUAUCGAAUCAUUUAAUAAAAUGUAAAAUUUUAACAGGUAAUAAAGCUAACGAAAUUGUCUUUAUAAAUCGUAUAACUUUGUAUAGUGAAAAUUAUUAUCCAUUCACAUUCAAGAGAAGACAAUUUCCAAUCAAACUAGCUUUUGCAAUGACUAUUAAUAAAGCUCAAGGACAAACUUUUAAAAAAACGGUUGUCGACCUUCAAAAAGACGUAUUCAAUCAUGGUCAACUUUAUGUAGCAAUGUCUAGAGUUAGAUCUUGGGAUUCUAUCAAAAUAUAUUUAGGAAAUUAUACACAAACAAGAAAGGUUAAAAAUUAUGUUUACAAAGAAUUAUUCUUGGAAUAA